CUAGAUCCGCUCCAAGCUUAGCUCCGUUCCCGGCUUUCAGCUGAGUAGGGUUAAUGUCAGUCGCUUCUGGUAAAUGUUUCCUGGUCACCGGACCGCGGGGCGUGGGCAAAACGACGUUGGUAAUGAGAGUGGUCGAGAGUCUUCGAGCUUCCCACCCAGAACUCAACAUUCAAGGAUUCUACACCCGGAGGGCUCAGCGAGAGUUGGAUUUGAAGUGGUGACCUUGGACGGUAGGCGCGGAACUCUGGCCACCUCAAUUGCGUCGAGGAAAUCCCUCAGUUGGCCUUGUGUUGGAAAAUACAGAGUAGAUUUGCCUUCUUUUGAGACAAUAGCAUUGCCUGAAUUAGAAGUUAAAGAAGGAACAGAUCUUUUCAUCAUUGAUGAAGUGGGUAAAAUGGAGCUUUUCAGUUCUUCAUUUUACCCUGCAGUUUUGAGAGUUUUUGAAUCUAAUACUCCAAUUCUGGCAACCAUACCCAUACCGAAGUAUGGUCGAGACAUCCCUGAAGUUUCUGGGCUACGGAAUCAUCCCAAGGCUACAGUAUGCACACUUAAUGCUGGGAAUAGAGAUGCCAUCAAAGAGACCAUAUACGCUCAGAUUGUCAGCUUACUGCGUGAACAGAGAAUGGGAGAAUAAAUGCUUUAGAGAUAUUAAUCCACAGACCAGUCAGAUGACAAGCUUGCUGUAAAAAAAAAAAAAAAAUUUGCAAAAUUUUAUAUAGGCAAUCGCAGCAUCAAAAACAGCUGCUAUUCUUGUUGCUGCAGUUUUUAAGCUGCUGUAACUCCUAGCACUGCAAAGAUUUUUAGCAACGGUUUUUAAAACUGCUGGGGAAAAGUUUUAGUGGCGAUCUCUUAUGCAGUGGUUUAUUUGCUAGUAACAUUGCAGCGGUUAAAAUUGCUAUUAAUUAUUAGUGCUGUAAAGACUUAUAGCAGCGAGUCUAAAAUCAUUAAAGAAGACUUUUAGCAACGCUAUUUUUUCGCAGCAAUUUUUAACUGUGAUUUUAAGUACAGCGAUUAA
Molecule: messenger RNA, 1015 nt
Organism: Phalaenopsis equestris
Lineage: Eukaryota; Viridiplantae; Streptophyta; Magnoliopsida; Asparagales; Orchidaceae
Product: cancer-related nucleoside-triphosphatase homolog
Exons: 6
Coding region: 74-634 (186 amino acids)
Molecular function (GO): ribonucleoside triphosphate phosphatase activity
Source: RefSeq, a predicted model, not a curated record